ACCAGUGGGUUAAACACCACCGAAGAAGAAUUGUGCCCUUCACAAAAACAGCUAGCAUGGCAAAUACUCCUAAAAUAUUACAGAUGUUGAUUAACUUUUUAUCUGGGCGGAAAAUACAAUUGAAACCGAAUCUGCGUUACGACGAAAUAUCAAAGAGGACACAACCACCGCCUGUUAUUCCGUUGGGCCCGAGCCACAAGUUUGCAAACAACUACUAUUGCACCCGAGACGGCCGCAGACUGGCGAAACCCCCCACAGUUAUAAUGCUUUCACAGAAAGCUAUAACUGCUGGCAGCCAAGUUGCUGUGAAAUCAAAGUGUCCAGUGACACCAGGAUCUGUUUAUAAAGAGCCACCCCUGUCCACAGACGAGCCAUAUCUCUGAGCAGCAGCGAGAUGUUUCACUGUUGAUUCUAACUUGUACAAUAAAGUAUGACUAAAAUCUG
Molecule: messenger RNA, 444 nt
Organism: Nematolebias whitei (Rio pearlfish)
Lineage: Eukaryota; Metazoa; Chordata; Actinopteri; Cyprinodontiformes; Rivulidae
Gene: ndufa7
Product: NADH:ubiquinone oxidoreductase subunit A7
Exons: 4
Coding region: 57-383 (108 amino acids)
Biological process (GO): mitochondrial electron transport, NADH to ubiquinone; ATP synthesis coupled electron transport
Cellular component (GO): mitochondrial inner membrane
Source: RefSeq, a predicted model, not a curated record